Molecule: messenger RNA, 2634 nt
Organism: Knipowitschia caucasica
Lineage: Eukaryota; Metazoa; Chordata; Actinopteri; Gobiiformes; Gobiidae
Source: the annotation of a GenBank genome assembly
AUGCAGGCAAAGCACAAGGAGUUGCUGGAGAAAUUUUACCCGAACUUCGUGGAGGAUAUCUCGGAUGCAGAUCGCCUGGUGGACACCCUGGUUCAGUCCGAGGCUCUGUCCCAGUCCGAGGGCUUCGAGAUCGGCCACAAUUGCACGUCCAACUCGGAGAAAGUGGAUCUGCUUUUGAAGAUACUGCUACGGAAAGAGAGGGACUAUUUCUCGGAGUUUUGCAGCGCUUUGCAGACGGUAAACUCACGCUUGCAUGGGAUGUUGGUGAGCGAGACGGGACCAGUGGAUCACACGACUGGCUCCACUUACAGCGUUCUGUCCACGAUGCCGUCCGACUCCGAGAGCAGCAGCUCCCUCAGCAGUUUAGGUGCCCCGGCCCCAGCCUCCUCCCCUCCCCCCGCGCUCCUGGACUCCCCCCUGGUCAGCGAGAAGAUGGAGACCGUCCUGUUCCAACUCCGACAAGUGACGCGAGAACGAGACGAGCUGCGCAAACGCCUCGCCCUCUCCUCUCCUGGGACCACCUUCGACGACUGCAGACCAAACUCCAAAACAGGCCACGAUUACGAGCGCCUGAAGCUGCAGUGCAUGAAGGCGAUGGCCGACCUCCAGUCUCUGCAGAACCAGCACAGCAGCACUUUAAAGCGCUGCGAGGAGGCCGCGAAGAAGGCCGACUUCUACCAUACUCUCCACAGCCGCAUGGUGAGCGAACAGUCUCAGAUGAAGGAGGAGCUGGAGCUGCUGCGACAGGACAACAUCCAACUGGUCCGAGAACACAACCACGUGAAGCAGGCCUGCGACGACCUGCGGAGGCUGCACGAGGAGGACCAGAGGGAGGUGGCCGAGAUGAGGGGGCUGCACCAACAGGUGAUGAGAGAAGGCUCCUCGGAGGUCCUGACCAAGCUCUACGACAGCGCCGUGGACAAGUUCGAGGCUCUGAAGAGCGACUACGAGACUCUGAGGAAACGGUACAACGACAACAUGGCGAGUCACAACGCAGACCUGAGCCGCCUGGACCAGACCGAGGAGGAGAACCACCAGCUCCAGAAGCAGCUGGAGGUCCUGCUCAAGCAACGGGACGCCGCCUUCCACUACCAGCAGCAGUACUCCUCCUCCAUACGCAGGUUCGACAGCACACAGCAGGAGCUCUCCAAAGCCGCCUCUCAGUACAAAGAGCUGCAGCGGGAGAUGGAGCGUCUUCAGUCCGAGACCACGAGACUGAAGACCCAGCAGCUGAAGGCCCUGAAGGACUGCGACAAGUACAAGGAGGAGCGAGAUUCAGUGAUGUGCGAGUACCGGCUGAUCAUGAGCGAGAGAGACCAGGUCAUCAAGGAGGUGGACCGGCUCCAGAGCGGACUGGAGGCGGCUCAGGACAAGCUCCGGAACAGCAGCUCGGAGCGACGCGUGGCCAACGAGGAGAUGGAGGCGCUCAGACAGGAGCUGUCGUCGGCGCUGGUGGACCGUGACCGUGCCAUCUGCGAGAAGAACGAGCUGCUGGAGAAGUACUGCCACGAGGCGAAGGACAAGGCCGAGGCCCAGAAGGAGCUGUCCCAGGCCUGUAAGGACAUGGACACGGUGAGGGAGGAGAGGGACGUGGCCCGAAAGGAGAGGACCGAGGCCAUCAUCCAGAGGGACCAGCUGCUGCGAGAGUACUACCAGGCCAGACAGAAACAAGACUCGGCCACGCUGGACAUGGAGCGCGCGAACAAAGAGAUCGACGCUCUGAGGAAGCAGUGCGAGGCCGUGUCGCAGGAGCUGAAGGACGGUCUGCAGGAGGCCGAGGUCGCCAAGUGCAGACGAGACUGGGCCUUCCAGGAGCGAGACAAGAUCGUGGCGGAGCGCGAGAGCAUACGGACGCUGUGUGACAACCUGAGGAGGGAGAGGGACCGAGCCGUGAGCGAUCUGGCCGACGCUCUGAGGAACCUGGACGACACCAGGAAACAGAAGAACGACUCGGCCCGGGAGCUCAAAGAGAUCAAGGAGAAGAUGGAGACUCAGCUGGAGAGGGAGGCCCGCUUCCAUCAGCUCAUGGCUCACAGUUCUCACGACUCAGCCAUUGACACGGACUCCAUCGAAUGGGAAACCGAAGUGGUGGAGCUGGAGAAGCAGAGGGACAUGGACUUGAAGGCGCUUGGCUUCGACAUUGCUGAGGGUGUGAAUGAUCCGUAUUUACCCGGAGAUAUCGGCGUGUUUGUGAGUAAAGUGGACAAAGGAAGUAUCGCAGAAGGAAGACUCAGAGUGAACGAUUGGUUGUUGAAAGUGAACGACGUAGACCUGACCAAUAAGGACAGGAAGCAGGUGAUAAAGGCGGUGCUUAGCGGCGAGGGCGUUCUAAAUAUGGUCGUGAGAAGGAGGAAGUCGCUGGGAGCUCGCGUGGUCACACCUGUUCAGAUCAACCUGAGCGGAAGCAAAGAAAGUGGGAUUGGUUUGGAGAGUGGGGUGUUUGUGGCGACGUUGGCUCCGGGGAGUCCGGCCACCAGAGAAGGAGCUCUGACUAUCGGGGACCGGCUGCUUGCUAUAAAUGGGAUCGCGGUGGACAACAAGUCUCUGUCCGAGUGUGAGUCUCUGUUGAGAAGCUGUCGGGAUUCUCUCAGCGUCUCUCUGGUUAAGGUGCUCCGGUCUCCCCUACGCCCAUAG